AAGAUGAUAAUUGUACUCCGUACCUCCUUUUGAUUUCAAAAGACAAUGCCUCGUCCUUGGUAAUGUGGAGCGCGGUAAUAAUAUUCGUCCCCGAUCCCUGCAAUAUUAGCGCCUUGUGCUGCAGUUCUGGGCUGCUCCGUGGAAUUCGAACUACGUAUGUCGUCUUCCCCAUGCGUUGGUGAUAUGAAACAAAAGAAUAAGCUUAAAUUCCAUUUCACAAGCGUACCCGAAAGUAAGCAGGAACACCGCCUACGUGUCGCGUGCUGAUAUGGUGUUGUUAAAUGCAUGCAGACCAUCAUCGGAAUGUCCGUCGGGGAGCAACAUGAAAUAUCCAGUCGUUCUGAAUGGGAUAUAUGUUGACGAGUACGAUAUUUAUCGACCGGAAGCCUCGAGUAAGCUUUGCUCCGUUAAGCGCUGUACCUUGUCGAACUUUUUCUCGUUUUCCGUCAAAUCAUACGGAGUAGAUGGUAAGCGGUUGGAUUUGCGCCUUAUAAACGCCCUCUGCGGUUUUUUCCCCAAGUCACAAUGCUGCAGCUUGCAGCUUUUGCUCGUCGAUCCCUUGACUGUGUUUGGACCACAUCUGUCAUGUGACGUGUACAUUCUUCGAACUAACUCAGUGCCCAUCAUUCAACUUUGUAUUGUGUAUGGACUCAUUUCUGCGUAAUGAUGGUACAACGAACCCUACCUACAUUUUCUUUACGGUUUCGGAGGAUCCGCAUCGACACCCAGGGUCAGGAUUCCAGGUCCACUCCGGGAGUGUCCGCUUGAACCCAAGGAACGGUUCCGUGUCUCUCGUUUUGUUUCACCCCAAUAACGAAGAAAUUUCUCAUGACGGUGAAGACUUGGUGGGCGCGCAAAUACAUGCAGCCCCAAGUCAAUACUCAGGCAAAUUAUUUCUGUGGCGCCUUACUUUCAGAAGUACCUAUUACGGCC
Molecule: messenger RNA, 933 nt
Organism: Aspergillus caelatus
Lineage: Eukaryota; Fungi; Ascomycota; Eurotiomycetes; Eurotiales; Aspergillaceae
Exons: 1
Coding region: 269-664 (131 amino acids)
Source: RefSeq, a predicted model, not a curated record